This is a messenger RNA of Penicillium expansum, 1206 nucleotides long. Its product is annotated as LSB5 family protein. NCBI's taxonomy places the organism in Eukaryota, Fungi, Ascomycota, Eurotiomycetes, Eurotiales, Aspergillaceae. The record is from RefSeq and is a predicted model, not a curated record. Gene Ontology annotation, cellular component: actin cortical patch. The transcript is spliced from 4 exons. Bases 1 to 1206 code for a protein of 401 amino acids. Gene Ontology annotation, molecular function: ubiquitin binding; phosphatidylinositol binding. Gene Ontology annotation, biological process: actin cortical patch localization; endocytosis; actin filament organization.
AUGUUCCAAUCCUCCAAACCGUAUUCGGCAGUGACCGUACAAAUUGAGGUCCUUACGAGCGAGCAAUAUGAAGUCGAAGACUCAAGCGGUAUCGUUGAUCUAGUGGAAGUAGUUCGCAUCCAGGCCAGCGGGCCAAUGGAAGCAAGCCGUGCUCUUCGCAAGAAGCUAAAAUACGGCAAUAUCCACCGACAACUGCGCGCGCUUACUAUCCUCGACUUCCUUGUUCAAAAUGCCGGAGAACGUUUCUUGCGCGACUUCGCCGAUGAGGCACUGCUCGAACGUCUGCGAAUUGCAGCUACUGAUUCCGUUUCGGAUCCACUCGUGAAACAGAAAUGCAAACAGAUUUUUGGACAAUGGGCAACAACUUAUAAGGACACCCCCGGCAUGGCGAAGGUCACGGCGCUAUACAAGCAAGUUCCCAAGCGAAAGCAGCCUGCAACGCAGGCAAAAGCCAAAGUUCUCCGCGAGGGCUCGAAUUCAAACGAACCCCCGAUGGGUCAUGCUGUAUCUGUGUCAGGGGGCAGCGGACCAUCCACUUUGCUGACCAGCCCCAAAGAAAAGUCCAAGCCCAAGAAAGUCAAGAAAGAUAAGAAAUUAUCAAUUAGUCUCAAGAGGUUUGAUAUGGAAAAGGAGCGUCCGGAGAUCCUGCAAGCACUUGCUGCGUCUUCCGUCGCCAGCACCAACCUGUUGAAUGCUCUUAAACUCGUCAAUCGCGAGACGCAUCGAGUGAGCGAGGACGCGGAAUGCAGUAACCGAUUCGAUACAUGCAAGGAGCUUCGUCAUACGAUCCUUCGAUACAUCCAGUAUAUAGAAACAGAAGAGUUCCUGGGCGGUCUCAUCCAUGCAAAUGAGGAGCUGGUGGAUGCAUUGAUGGCAUAUGAGGUGCUAGACAAGAGUGUGGACUAUGACAGUGAUAGUGAGGACGACAUUUUGGAAGGAAAUUGGAAGCAAAGACAUGGACUUGGACUGCACGACACAGACGUCAAUGACGGCCUUGCUGGGCUUAACAUCAAUCCCGCGAAGCCGCCACGGCCGAAUCGUCCUGAUAGUCUGCCUCUUGCAUCUUCGUCGCAGCACACACGCCAAAUCUUUGAGAGCGAGAGUGAGUCGGAAGAAGAGGAUGAUGACGACAAUCCCUUUGGGGACAGGAAUGCUAUUAAGACCCCGGCCAUUGAGAAACCUGGGCUUUCUUGGAAAGAGGUCUGA